GUAUAUAAUACUCAGAUCGUCAACAAACCUCAUUCAUAACGUAAUAAAUACUGACUUGGUCGAUACAGCUCUGAAACUGUUUUCAUAUAGAGUGAUACCAGUCGAAGUGAUAAUAGAACUGUGCUAAUUAUUUUGUCCUAAACUCUAUGACGUUGCCUUAUCAGUCUUCGCUUUCUUCGCUUCAAUGUAAUUUUAUCAUGGUUUGAUUAAAGUACCUCGGGUGUGACGUGUCAGAUUCAGACCUCAUGGGGAACUACGUACUCAGGCAACGAGUCAAGGUCCAUUUUAGUUUGGUCGCUGCCUUUACAUCAUACUUACGAUUUUAGCGUCUCCGAUAUAAUUUCGUGUAUGCCUCUCGCCAGCCAGUCGGCGAGUAGACGUGUGUAAGAGACCCUUAGCUAUGUCAGCCGACCAGGUAUUCCACUCAAGGUCGGAGGGUAUCCCUUCAGAGGGAGUGAAGGACCAGUAUGCCGAUGGGAAAGCUGCUAGAGUUUGGAAAAAGUUUAUCGGAGACAGCAACCAACGCACGCAGAAUUACAAGGAUUUCCUUAUUGGGCUGCUAAAGAAACAUGGCUGCAAGAAAAUCUUGGACACUGCUUGCGGUACUGGAAUAGACUCAAUGAUGUUGGUCGACGAAGGCUUCAAUGUGGUUUCAAUAGACGCAUCAGACAAGAUGUUGAAACACGCACUCAAAGCUAGAUGGGACAAGAGAAAAGACCUCAAAUAUGAUGAGUGGGUGAUCGAAGAAGCCAACUGGGAGACUCUUCCCCGCGACAUCGAGAACCUGAUGCCUGGAACCCAGUUCGACGCCGUCAUCUGCUUAGGAAACUCCUUCGCCCAUCUUCUAGACGAGUUCGGAGACCAGAGAAUGCAGAGGAUGUGCCUGCAAAACUUCGCGAAGUGUUUGAAACCUGGUGGAUUGUUGCUAAUAGACCAUAGGAACUACGAUGCUAUGAUCGACAGCGGCGCUACGCCCGGACACUCUAUUUAUUAUAAUUGUAAAUACCCAGUGGACAUCAAGACGUCGGUGCUGGUAGUGCGAGGCAAGCCUGAGCUGAUCGCGCUCGACUACUGCAUAGACGCCACGAGCGACGGAGAGAUUCCCGAGAGGAGCGAAUUCCGUCUCUGCUACUACCCUCACAAAUUGAAGAAAUUCACGGAAAUGUUGGACGACGCUUUCGGCGGCAAAGCUAACCACCACAUCUACGCUGACUUCAAACCUUUGGACCAAGUUAAGAACCCUGGAUUCUACAUUCACGUCAUGGAGAAAACAAAAAACUAAACAAAAAAUAAAUAAAAUGUAAUAUAUUUUGUAAAUAUUCGUAAUAAAGUUUACAAUUAUGUUGUUACAA
This is a messenger RNA of Pectinophora gossypiella (pink bollworm), 1352 nucleotides long. RefSeq names its product glycine N-methyltransferase. The record is from RefSeq and is a predicted model, not a curated record. Gene Ontology annotation, molecular function: glycine N-methyltransferase activity; S-adenosyl-L-methionine binding; identical protein binding. Gene Ontology annotation, cellular component: cytosol. Gene Ontology annotation, biological process: protein homotetramerization; S-adenosylmethionine metabolic process; one-carbon metabolic process. The transcript has 7 exons. Bases 401 to 1282 code for a protein of 293 amino acids. NCBI's taxonomy places the organism in Eukaryota, Metazoa, Arthropoda, Insecta, Lepidoptera, Gelechiidae.